AUGGUUUGCAAAGUGCAUGAGCUGAAAUGCACCAGAAAAGAUCCUGUGAAUAUUCCACACGAGUGGUAUGAGCCAGGUGAUCUCCUGAUUGGUGGGAUGGUGUCUCUUAUCCAUUAUAUUUCCCACCCAGUCCUCUUCAAACAACACCCUUCUCAGUUCUUGACUGAAAUCCCAUUUGUUAUUACCAAGUUCUACCAACACAUCCUGGCCUUGGUCUUUGCUGUUGACAAGAUCAACGACAAUCCCAAGAUCUUGCCCAAUGUUACCCUGGGGUUCCAUAUCUAUGACAGCUACACUAACUCAAGAAUGACCUACCGAACCACCCUGGACCUGCUUUUCAAAUCACAUCAGUUUCUCCCCAAUUACAAAUGUGGCAUAAAUCAAAAUAUAAUAGGAAUUGUUGGGGGGCUUGCCUCUGUUACCUCCUCACACAUGGCAGACAUCUUAGGUCUUUUCAAGAUUCCACAGUUUUCAUACGGCUCAUUUCCACCACCAAUGAAUGAUCCAAUCAAUGGUCCCUCCUUUUAUCACAUGGUUCCCAACGAAGGCCUUCAGUACCAGGGAAUUGUGCAGUUACUUCUCCAUUUCAACUGGAAAUGGGUUGGGCUCAUUGCAAAAAAUGAUGAAGGUGGAGAACAAUUUUUGCAUAUGAUGGAUCCCAUACUCUCCAGGAAUGGAAUCUGUUCAGCAUUCACAAAAAUACUUCCGGAACAUAUGCAUAUCUGGAAUGCAGAUGAAAUUAUCAAGAUCACAAAGGAAGUUUUGCCAAUUAUCAGUGCAGGCAAUAUCAACGCUGUUGUUAUCUAUGGAGAAACCUCAUCGAUUAUAACGUUGGCUAACAUUAUAGGAAUAACCAAAGUAAUGAAAGGACUAUUUCUUCAAAAUAAAAAGGUGUUCUCUGCAACAAAAGUAUGGAUUACCACAGCACAGAUUGACUUCACAUUACAUAACUUUCAAAAGUUAAUUGAAAUAGAUAUUCAAAUUUUUGAAGGUUCUAUCUCCUUCUCAAUUCAUUCCAGGGAAUUACAAGCGUUCCAAGAAUUUGUAAGGAAUAUUUACCCUUCUUGGUCAGAGGAUGAUGGUUUUAUGAACAAUUUUUGGACACAAGCAUUUGGUUGUUCACUUUCAAACUCUGCAUCCAUCUCUAAUACAUGUAGUGGAGAUGAGAAGCUGGAGAGCCUCCCUACACCUCUGUUUGAAAUGAGCAUGACCGGCCACAGCUACAAUGUCCAUAAUGCUGUGUAUGCUGUGGCACAUGCCUUCCAUAUCUUGAUGUCAGUUAGAUCCAAAAACAGAACAGUGGAGGGAAUGGGAACAUGGUCUCCUUUGAAUGUAGAACCCUGGCAGCUGCACUCAGUUCUUCAGAGGAUCUCCUUCAACAACAGUGCAGGAGAUGAAAUUACAUUUAAUGAACAUGGAGAAUUAGUAGGUGGAUUUGAUAUUACAAACCUGGUCACUUUCCCAAAUAACUCCUAUGUCAGAAUCAAUGUGGGAAGACUGGAACCUCAGGAUUCUCCUAAUAAAAAGUUCACCUUUAAUGAAGAGAGAAUCAAAUGGCACAGAGGAUUGACUCAGAGUAAUAUUGCUCGUGUUUCUCUUGGCUGGCCAUUGCUCUCCGUCCCUCCAAAACAACAACAACAACAAAACCAGCACAAAACACAUACACCUGUAGGUGAAGAAACUUGUGUCAGUUGCCAAGAGGAUCGUUACCCAAACAGAGGGCAGAAUCAAUGCAUCCCUAAGAUUCCAAACUUCCUUGCUUUUGAUGAAACUUUAGCCAUUAUUUCAACUAUCUCUGCACUUUUGUUGUCUCUGGUCACAGUUCUGGUGUUGGUUAUCUUCAUUAAGCACCAGGAUACUGCCAUAGUCAAAGCCAACAACAGAAGCCUCACCUAUAUUCUCCUCACUUCCCUCCUCCUGUGUUUCCUCUGCUCCUUGCUGUUCCUUGGAAAGCCUACUGAGGCAACCUGCCUUCUCCGACAAACUGCUUUUGGUAUCAUCUUCUCUGUGUCCCUGUCUAGCAUCUUGGCCAAAACCAUCUCUGUAGUUUUGGCAUUCAUGGCUACUAAACCAGGAUCCAGGAUGAGGAACUGGGUCAGUAAAAGACUGGCUUAUUCCACUGUCCUCUCUUGCUCUGUUGUUCAAGUAGCAAUCUGUGCUCUGUGGCUGUCAACCUCUCCCCCAUUCCCAGAUUUGGAUAUGCACUCAUCAGCUGAAGAAAUCAUAUUGUUAUGUAACGAAGGGUCAGUGCCCAUGUUCUAUUGUGUUUUGGGCUACAUGGGCUUCCUGGCCAUUGUCAGCUUCAUUGUGGCCUUCCUAGCCCGGAAAUUACCUGACACUUUUAAUGAAGCCAAGUUCAUCACCUUCAGCAUGCUGGUAUUUUGCAGUGUUUGGCUCUCCUUUGUUCCUACUUACCUGAGUACACGAGGAAAGUACAUGGUGGCUGUGGAGAUUUUCUCCAUCUUGGCGUCCAGCGCUGGAUUAUUGGGUUGCAUCUUUCCCCCAAAAUGCUAUAUAAUUCUAGUGAGACCUGAAUUGAACAAUAGAGAGCAGCUAAUAAAAAGAAGAUUAUAA
Podarcis raffonei (Aeolian wall lizard) is the source of this 2574-nucleotide messenger RNA. Its product is annotated as vomeronasal type-2 receptor 26-like. The record is from RefSeq and is a predicted model, not a curated record. Gene Ontology annotation, biological process: G protein-coupled receptor signaling pathway. The coding region runs from base 1 to 2574 and encodes 857 amino acids. The transcript is spliced from 6 exons. Gene Ontology annotation, cellular component: membrane. Gene Ontology annotation, molecular function: G protein-coupled receptor activity. NCBI's taxonomy places the organism in Eukaryota, Metazoa, Chordata, Lepidosauria, Squamata, Lacertidae.